This is a messenger RNA of Oncorhynchus nerka (sockeye salmon), 1781 nucleotides long. Its product is annotated as zona pellucida sperm-binding protein 3-like. The coding region runs from base 44 to 1549 and encodes 501 amino acids. The record is from RefSeq and is a predicted model, not a curated record. Lineage: Eukaryota; Metazoa; Chordata; Actinopteri; Salmoniformes; Salmonidae. The transcript has 11 exons.
GGCACAUUGCCCUCUAAUUUACAGGUUCACAUUAGUUGUUGGCAUGGGACUCAUAAUGGCAAACACACUCUGGCUAUUUCCAAAGCAGUUAGUUCUGUUUUUACUAGUGGAAAACUUAAUAUCUCCUACUUUUUCACUUACUUACAGCACUGGCACAGUGCAACAACUUCCAAUCCAACUGCCACAGUUUGGGGAUCGUCUACCUUUUAAACAGCUUCAACUUCCCCAACAAACAGUUUCCAGACCAGUUGGAUUGGAAACGGUCGAUGUGAAGUGCCAUUCAGACUACAUGGAGAUAGUUGUGAAGGCUGAUCUGUUUAAACUCGGUAUUCUUAUUGACAUGGAUGACCUGCGACUUGGAGUUGAACAGGACCAAGAGACCUGCAGGGCUACAGCAGCCGGAGAAGAAUACAGAAUAUUUGCAGCGCUAUCAGACUGUGGAACCAAGCGUCUGAUGAACAAAGACUCCAUGAUCUAUACAAACCUCCUCAGAUAUACACCCAGAGCCACACCAGAUGGGGUUAUUCGAAUGGAUGGUGCUGUAAUCCCAAUUGCUUGUCAUUAUGAAAGGAAGUACAGUUCAGACAGUGCCCCUCUCCAGCCGACCUGGAUCCCCUUCAGCGCCACAGUGUCUGCCGAAGACAACCUGCAGUUCUCCUUGAAACUUAUGACAAGUGACUGGCUCUAUGAGCGGGGUUCUAGAGUCUACUUCCUGGGUGAUCCCAUCAACAUUGAGGCGUCUGUCAGGGUAGCUCACCACUCCAGGCUCAGGGUCUUUGUUAGCAGCUGCGUGGGCACACUGGACCCAGACAAUAACUCUUUCCCCAGAUAUGUCUUCAUUGAGCAUGAUGGGUGCUUGGUGGAUUCCCAGCUGCCUGGCUCCAACUCUGGGUUCAUGCAUAGAACCCAGGAUGACAAGCUCCAGUUCCACAUUGAUGCCUUUAGGUUCUACCAGGAGAACAGGGCAGAGCUAUACAUCAUAUGCCACCUUAUGGCAAUCCCUGUCAUGGACCAUGCAGAACCUAGCAACAAGGCAUGCUCCUUCAUUAAUGGCAGAUGGAGGUCUGCCGACUCAAAUGAUUUGCAAUGUGGCCGUUGUCCAAGCCUGAAUAGCCAGAAGGGGGUUGAUCACGAUCCAGCACGAUAUCCCCUCAGUCCAAGACAAGGCGGUAGCCAACCUCGUGGCUACCGCAUCAAACCUCAAGCCACUGGCGACCAUUGGCGGAGUGGGAUUAAGUCCAAGAAAGUAUGGAACCAGGAUGUUACUCUGGGCCCCAUAAUGGUUACAACCAAACAGAGGACACCUUUAUCUCCAACGACGAGGGAAGGGAUCGCUAUAUAUGGCUUCCCUUCUCCAACUGAGGACAGGAGGCCCCUAUCACCUGGCAGUCGUUGGAAGAGGGGAAUGGACUUCAAGAGGGGAUUUCUUAACCAUGAGGUGCUGGUCAAAGAGCUGGAGCCUACCCCAGACCGUGAGUUGAAUCCUACACCUGAGCCCAUUGGAGACCUUGGAGAGGACAAGGAUCUCUAUACAAUUGGAACUCAUUGAAAGGCUGGCACACCUAGCUGGAAUCGUUCAAUUCUGCCUCCAGGACAAGACUCAUCCCAAUUGCCAGUAUCACUUGUACAUGUCAGGUGAACAAUGCUGAAAAGGGGCACUCCAACAGUGAAGGGACUACCACUGUACCACAACACUAAGGAGACAUGCGCUCAUCAGAACUCUAAAAACAAUGAACACAAGGGAUGACUGUUAACCUUGAAGAAUAAAUUAUUUGAAGAUA